AUGAAUAAGACCAAAGGAAACACGACUGGCUGUUUAAAUAAACCACCGGCUGGAAAACUAAUACCUGUGGGAGACAGAGCUAGUGUCUGCUUACAAGAAAUGCCGAGGCCCCCUACCCCACCGGUGGUAAGGAAAUUUCGCAACAGUACCCAACCUGAACCUGGAGUUAUCAGAGUGCACAGAGGGAAGGCAACUGAUCCUGAUGUCGCAAGCACCCUUAUCCAUGGCAUCAAAACCAAAUCUACUCACAAUGACAGAAGCUUGCUAAAUCCUCCCCUAAAGACCUUGUUCCAGCAGAAGUUGGAAGAGUUCAGUGAGGCAGGUUACACCUCAAAUAAAAAAGCGCCAUUGGGACAAUCACAUGCUCAGCAAGAUGGACUUCCCAGCUGGUAUAACAACAACACUACAUUUGGUGUGAAAGUGGUAAAAGGGUCGGAUGUGCGUGAGAUUAUUCACCCUCCAAAAACAACCGAGGAGGUGGAGAAAGAAGCUCAGGAGGGACAUGAGUCCUAUAUUCGUAGCCACAAAGCCUAUUUUGUUGGUGAAAGGAUUGAUAGAAAGUAUGACUGGAGUCACUACAGCAAAGACAGCAGGUUUGGGAUCCUCACACCUCAUUUCAACGACGGAAGGGAUACUUGCAAAACUCUUCGCUGGCUGGGGGAGUCACAGAAGUUUUACAAUCCAAGGACUGGCUGGAAGAGAUCUGGAAACAGGGAAAAGAUAAUGGCACAACUUGGCCUAACAAACAAAUUGGACAAGAAAAGUGUAAAUGCACCACAAGAUCAAAUCUUUGGAAAUCACAUGCCAGCUGAUGAGUUUGGAGUCGGCGAGUUAAUCCAUUCCACAGAGCCGGGCCAGUAUACAAGACACCGAGACCGGCAGCGACAGUGUAGCCUGGUCAACGCAGUACGACACCAACUCAAAGUUCUCAACUUCCAAAAUUUCCCUUCCCUGUUGGAGGCGUUCAGACAAUAUGACAAGAAAGGCAAAGGUAUGAUUGACAGAGAAGACCUGCAGGCAGUGUGCAGUGAGUUCCGGCUUGGUGUGUGUGAGUCUGUUCUAGAUGACCUGAUGGACUACUGUGACCUCGACAAGGAUGGAAAAAUCAAUUUUCUGGAGUUUUCUAACUUCCUCAACUGGAAGGACAACAUGCCUAUCAAAUGUCCAGAGCAGUUCAAGAAGACAAAUGAGCGUCAGACCAGCUCAGCUCCAGCCAGCAUAGAAAGGAAGCAUUCAUCAGAACCAGCACAGUUUCCUACCUCUGAGACCCUAAUUAAGCCUGAGGACCUGGAGGCUAUUGAGCUGAGCAGCUCACCCAAGACCCUCAAGACCUUGAGGCGAACCAGGGCAGCUCCAGACCACUUCAUGACAUCCUCCUCCCUCAUUGGGGCUGUCAGUGAUGGUUGCUUGACAUCAAACAGCCGCACCUAUGGACUCCCGUCUGUGCGCUCUGACCUUCCUGUCCCUAGCAUAAAGAGAGUCGGUGACACUACCAACUAUGGUGAUACAUCCACAGCUAGAGAUCUCCUUCAUCCAUCAGUUCAUGCCAUUCAAGGUGUUUAUGAAGAACAUCUCUUCUGUCCUCGCACCAAAAGAGAGAUCGCAGAGAUUUUCAAGAAUGUGGGGGUGAAUCUAUCUGAGGAGACAUAUGAGGAGGCAUGGAAGCUGGCAUCAAUGAAGAAUCCUUCUGGGGAGAGCUCAUUCAGACCGGCACCUUAGCUCCAUCUGAUGCCCGGUGUUCUCCUCCUAUGAGUGACUCCAGAGCGGC
This is a messenger RNA of Cheilinus undulatus (humphead wrasse), 1768 nucleotides long. It is a transcript of the gene efhb, whose product is annotated as EF-hand domain family, member B. The transcript is spliced from 14 exons. The coding region runs from base 1 to 1719 and encodes 572 amino acids. The record is from RefSeq and is a predicted model, not a curated record. Gene Ontology annotation, molecular function: calcium ion binding. Lineage: Eukaryota; Metazoa; Chordata; Actinopteri; Labriformes; Labridae.